Molecule: messenger RNA, 1896 nt
Organism: Oncorhynchus kisutch (coho salmon)
Lineage: Eukaryota; Metazoa; Chordata; Actinopteri; Salmoniformes; Salmonidae
Product: mdm2-binding protein
Exons: 11
Coding region: 1-1485 (494 amino acids)
Biological process (GO): regulation of protein ubiquitination; traversing start control point of mitotic cell cycle; protein localization to kinetochore
Cellular component (GO): kinetochore
Source: RefSeq, a predicted model, not a curated record
AUGAUACACUCAGCCAAUCAGAUCACUGAGCCGCGCCAUGGCAACCAUCAAUGGGCUUCUGAAGAGAAUUCUGUGUCGUCUUCAGGUUCCACCACUACAGACUGGCUGCGCUCCCUGCCCUGUCUCCAUGGAGACCAACUGCUACAGAGGGAGAGGAAGUUGGCCGAGGUGCAGACUCUGGUCCUAAAGGAGUGCCUGAGACGUAGAGAAGAGGCAGAGAAGCCAGCUUCAAUACCAGUCAAUGACCUGAAGAUCUUGCUCAGCCUGGCCAGAGAACAGUACCUCAAGAUGCAUGACUCUACCCUGCCUAAAGACUCCAGUCUGCCCAGAGUUGAGCCCUGUGGAGCAGAGGAGAUGAACCUCAAGACUACAGAGUUCAUUAAACACUCCCAACAUGCUGAUUGGCCAGAGAGAAGUGUUCUGCAGAACUAUGAGAACCUCCAGAGGACUCGUCAGAAGCUGAGGUUUGGUCUGCUGUCUGGCAGCUCAUCUGACUGUCUGCUGGGGCCUAAAGAUGUCCAGGGCCAGAGAACCACCCCAGCCUUGCUGGAUGCCAAAGAGCUGCUUAGACACUUCACACCAGAUGGCCUGCCCACCGGAGAACUGCAGCCUCUAUUAGUCCAGAGACUAGGGGGAAACGCAUUCCAGAUGUCUCCAGACUUGACCCCCAGGAAAGUGACCCAGAUCCCCUUCAGCCAAGCAGCCAGCUCCCACUACCAUGGACUAGAGUUCUGUCUGGACGAGCAGGGCCACAAGGCCUUGGACCGGGACCAGGGCUUCGUCCGGCUGCAGUCUCGUCUGAUUCGCUACGAGACCCAGACCACCUGCUCCAAGGAACCUUGCCCCGUCCCCUUCGCCUUAAGCCCCGCCCCCUCGCCGGCCGUGCUGUCUGAACCAGGAAGUGUCCCGGACGGAGAGGCCCUCCUCAACUCAGACCUGCCCAGGAUCAAGAGACGAUCCUGGGAUACAGACGCCACCCACCCCCAUAAGAGGCUGGCCAAGUCGGAGAGCAGUGAGUCCCUGGGCUCUGUCUGCAGUGGCAGCGGUGGAACUGAUACCCACCCAGCUGUGAGAGGCUUGAGACUGCAGAAAACCAGGUCUCAGUCCUCCUCCUCCUCAGUCUCAGCCCUAAGAAUGGGCACCCGCGGGCCAGAGAAGCACCACCCUGACCCCCAAAACAGCCACAGAGCCCCCCUGGGCCAGGGACACAGACAGGGACAGGCAGAGGACAAGGCCAGCAAGGAGUCUCGCUCCCAGAAACAUGCCCGGAUGCUAGAAGAGGUUGUGGCGAAGACGCUGAAGCAUCAUGGGAUCACCAGAGAACACAAGAAUCUUGCCGCCUGCAGUCAAAGACUGUUUGAAAUCUCCAAAUUCUAUCUGAAGGAUCUGAAGACGUCCAGGGGCCUUCAUGAGGAAAUGAUGAAAGCAGCCAGCAGCAAUGCCAAGCAGGUCAUUGACUGGGUUACGGAGCGGGCCUCUAAGUGACGAGGGAAGUUAAACAAUCACUAGUGGUUUUAGACUGGUUUUAUAGUCACGGCAAACCGCAACCAUCAGUGGAAUGUAGUUUCACCACAGGAAACAUCAGUACAGUCUGUCAGGAUGUGAACGUGUGAUUAGCAUGUUUGUUUGUGUCUUAAGAACCUCAGUGACUGUCAGUUGCCAGGCAACCAUUCAUUGUAAUUCCAUUGUUUGUUUUAAUGAGUUCUCUCUUAUGUUGUUUUAAUAGGAAAUUCCACAAACUGGGAGGUUUGUCUUUUCGAUGUGUUUACAUGCUUUAUUUAACAUGUGUGUAUGUCUCUGUUUGUUGUAAAGCAUUGGUAGAAUUGUAGAUAUCACUAUUUCUUUUAGUUGUGCCAUCAAUUUGAUGAAAUCUAAUAAAAUGUGUUUUGUGAUCUU